AUGGAAAAAAAUCCCAACAGUUACAUUAAUGUUGAAUUUGAUCAAAAAAGUGGGAGUUUCGUUCGGUAUUUCAUAUCGUUUUGUGCUUGUAUGGAUGGGUUUAAUUAUUGUUGGCCUCUGCUCUUUCUAGACGGAACAUUCCUGGAAGGAAAAUUUAAAGGUAAUUUGCUCGCCGCUACCGCUAAAGACGGUAACCAAGGAUUGUUUCCAGUUGCGUUCGCUAUUGUUGAUUCGGAAAAUUCAGCUAAUUGGGAAUGGUUUCUUCGGAAUUUGAAAGAAGUUGUUGGUGAUGGUCGGACGUUGACAUUUAUAUCUGACCGCCACGUUGGACUGCUGCAAUCUAUGCCAAACAUAUUCCCGUCCGCACACCAUGGAUAUUGUUUGUUUCAUCUCCAAAUGAAUUUACGAGACCACAUGAAGUACGUUAGCGCAUCGCACAAGGUUGGUUUGAUGCGCAAGUUACGUGAUUGUGCUUACGCACCUACCGUCGCUUGUUUCAAUGAGAAAUUGGAAGCAUUGAAGAAGUCCAGCACUGUUGUGAUUGAGAAUUUUUUGAAAGACUUACAUCCUAAACAUUGGGCUAACACGUAUUUCAGAGGUCAACGCUACGGAGAGAUGUGUUCGAACGCUGCCGAAUUUUUCAACAAUUGGGUACGCGAUGCUCAUCAACUUCCUAUUACUAAGCUGGUUGAUAUGAUAAGGGGACAAAUCAUGGAGCCAAUGGCGGAAUGCAGAGUUAAAUGCACCAAAUGGCCCGACGUGAUAUGUUUGAAAAUGGAAAAAAAACUAACCAUGGCGUACAAUGACAGUAGAUCUUGGUGUGUUAGUCAAGCUAAUGACAAUGUAUAUGAGGUCCACUCUCAUCCUUCAAUUUUGGUGGACGUGGCCAGGCGGGUGUGUUCUUGUUUUCAGUGGCAAAUAAACGGGUUUCCAUGUUCCCAUGCCGUUGUUGCGUUUCGUGAUAGUGGAAGGGACAUUCAUGAGUCGAUAGACCAUGCAUUCCACAUUGACACAUUCAAAGAAACGUACAACGGAACAAUAUAUCCUAUUCCAACUAUGGGGAAGCCAUCUUCCACACCAACAGAUUACAUGAUUAUGCCACCAGCAGUGAAGCGCCCACCAGGUAGGCCCAAGCGAAAAAGGAUUCCAUCGAGAGGCGAAGUAGUACAGCACAUCAGGAGUGGUCGAUGUAGAAAGUUGGGCAAUAACAAUAGGAAGACAUGUAAAGAGCCAAUAUAG
Camellia sinensis is the source of this 1239-nucleotide messenger RNA. NCBI's taxonomy places the organism in Eukaryota, Viridiplantae, Streptophyta, Magnoliopsida, Ericales, Theaceae. The record is from RefSeq and is a predicted model, not a curated record.